Ceratitis capitata (Mediterranean fruit fly) is the source of this 6978-nucleotide messenger RNA. RefSeq lists its product as uncharacterized. The transcript is spliced from 2 exons. NCBI's taxonomy places the organism in Eukaryota, Metazoa, Arthropoda, Insecta, Diptera, Tephritidae. The coding region runs from base 2100 to 6470 and encodes 1456 amino acids. Gene Ontology annotation, biological process: regulation of DNA-templated transcription. Gene Ontology annotation, cellular component: nucleus. The record is from RefSeq and is a predicted model, not a curated record.
UGAAUGGAGUCUCCACUGUCGUUGCUGGAAGUGCGCUAAUGCGGUGCCUUUCUAACCCACAAAAUCAACAACAUGAACAAGAAAACCUUAAACGCCGAAUAGGAAAAACGUCCCCUAGAAAGUCACCAAUGCCGCCCAAGAACACAGCCAAGCAGCAUUUACAUACAUGAACUCGCAGUCGCCGAAUAGAGCCCACCAUGCCUUACAAGCGACAUUUUUACUGCGACCAACGACAAUUCUUGCGAGGGCAACAGAAUAUCGCAUUCCCUACAACACCACCCACCGUCACCAACUGCCUCAACCACUGCAGCGAGAACUUCAGGCAAUGACGGCGCUCUUCUGGUGUAUCCUCACCAGCCUUUCCAUCGUGUCUGUCGCCCGUCGCGUCGCCUUUGUCAUUACUCUAUUUUUUCCAAUCCAAUGGUGAUUGGUGACUCUUUUUACAUUCUUCAACCUUACUGUUGUUUUUGGCUGCUACUUGAGUAAGGUGGUGUGAUGUGUGAGUUUAGUGCCUUUCCUCCCCAUGUAUGUCGCUGCUACUGCGCUGCCAACGUCGCUGUCACUGCAGCUACUGUCGCAGUUGUCGCAUUCCAAUUUUUAUACAGUUUUUUCGUCUUCUCUCUUCGUAAUUUUGUCGUCGAGUGUCAUUGGCUGAGUCGCAUUCGUUGGUGCUUAUGUCGGACUGUUGUUGUUGCUAUAGUAGGUGGAUAUAUGGCACUGCCUUAUCAAAACGUGUGCUUGUUACUUAAUGUGGAGGGCGGAAAGGGGAGGGCUAUAUUCUGGAUGUUAUAUAUUUGAGUUUGGUGCGCUGUGGCCUAGGCCACGGAGUGUGUAUAUGUACAAUAUAUAUGCGUGUGUGCGGUGAGUGAGCGAUUGUAAGCGUAUAAGCUUACGGGCUAUGCGAAUAUGAGCAUUUCAAGCAAAGUGUGUACAUGUGUGAGUAUAUGUGCAGUGCCUGCAUGUAUAGGUGCAAAAAUGGAGAAUUCAUAAGUGCAUGUUGUAUGGCUGUGGGUUUUGGCGAGUCUGGUCUGGUAUUGCACAAAACUCGCGCAUUUCAAUGGCGACACAGAGCAGCGACGACGACAACGAAAACGACAAUUGGCGACAAGAACGAGAACGAGAACGACGAUGCAAUAAUAUUUUCAAUGACCGCUACUUUCGUUGUUGUGCAUGUUGUUGACUCUGGUGCUGCUGGCAAUUUUCGAUUUUCGCUUCCGCCAACGACAGUGGCCUGCAGAAAUCGGCGAAUAUUUAACUAAUGAAAGACCAAAAAAAAAAAGAAAAAAAAAAUAGUGGAAACAAAAUCAAAAUUAAAUAAACACUAAUUAAUAAGUUCGAGGCAUUCACUUAUCAUCUCUUUUCGUUAACUACAGCUAUUUAAAUACUUAUUUACAAUCAUACACACAUACAAAUGUACAUGCAUAUGUACAUACAUAUAUACAUAUACGGAAGCAAAUAAAUAACAGCAACAUAAAAAGAAAAGCGAGAAAUUCGUGUUUUUGUGAACUAUUGAAAAUAUAUUGUUUUCAAAUGAAAAGUUAUGUGAAAAAUAUUAAAUAAAAAAAAAAUUAUUCAAACCUAAAUACAUAUGUAACACAUACAUGUGUAUUUGCGUACAUAGUUCAUACAUAUCCUUGUGUUGUUCAAAUAAAUGGACUUACUGAUAAUACUUUAUAUAAAAAAGUGUUGAACACUUUCGUAAUUAGUUAAAUGUAAAAAAAAGAAGAAAACAAUAUUUUCACAUACAAAAUACACCAAUAAAAAACAACAAUAAUUUCAAUCAACAAUAUAAAAUCACCAGAUGCUGAUAUUCGAUUAAAAAUUAUUUAAAGGUCGGAGAAAAGGGUGUAAGGUUGAUUUGUUCCCAAAAGGCUUCAUUUCGGAGAGGGAGGGUGAAAAACAGAUUAUUUAAAGAGGCUCUUUCAUCAGCAGCGGAGCCGUGGACUGCUGCGCGUGUGAGCUUCAAGGUAUCCACGAUUCGCCAUGAAGAACCUUUGCACUUCGGUGUAUACGAUUAACAACUACACGAUCAUUCUACGUAAGAAGUCCUCUAGUCUCGUCCAACACAAAUACGCCUGUCCGCGCAAAACGGCGACUUAAUGAAUAUUAAUCAGGAAAAGUGCAGUAACGGAUUCCAGCAGCGACAUCCAGCACAGCAAUAUCCGCAAGCACAACUCUACCCAAUUCCUCUACCGCCCACACUACAACAAUCAGCAACUGUUGCUGCCGCUGCCGCAAUCGCCACUGGUACACAUUCUUUGACGACCGCCAGUUCGCAACUGCAAGACCUCGAGCUUGAAUAUCUGAAAAAGGCGCAUGCGCACGCUCAGGCGCACGCGCAAGCUCAGGCCGCGGCACUUGUUUACAGCUACGAACGUCAGCAUCUGCAGCAGCAGCAACACCAACAACAACAGCUAAAACAGCAGCAAGCUGUAGCGCGGCGUUCAAGUGCAGAUCACGAAUUCUCCAGUAAACGAAACGCCCAUCAUCAGCAGCAGCAGCAUAAUUUAGCAACGACGAGCUCAGCUUCCAUGGUUAUGUCACCGAGUCGGCGUCCGUCGCCGCCACGUGCUGCUUCGCAUCCCAUGAAUAUGCAUCUGAGCUCUCUGGCGCAUGCACAGAUGCAGCUUCAAUCUCAGUUACAUCAAAAAUUUUCCGCGGCGGCUGCGGCCGGCAGCAAUUUGCCGCCGCCGCCAAAUCAUUUGAGCAAUUAUUUUCGUAAUCAGGCAUCACCAGCUUGUGGCCUGCCACCACCGCCGCCGCCCCCUCCUACAUCCAGCGCCAAUACAGCGAAUACUCAACAGCAGCAACAACAACCACAUUCACCGGCGAGCAGCGUCAGCUUAAGUACUUCCGGUGGCAGUAUGCAGCAGGCAGUGGGUUCGGGCUCAACUCACAAUCAGCAUAACCCACUAAGCCAUUUACAGAGCAUGCAACCUUUCGACUUUCGCAAGAUUAACUCCUCCGCAUUCGGCGCCUUACCACCGCUGCCACCAGCGCGCAUGAGUCCAAACGAACUGGCACAUCAUCAACAUUUGCAACAGCAGGCAGCUCAACAAGCGGCUAUGCUGGCCCAAGCACGCCGUCGCAUUAAUGAGGCUACAACGCCAUCAGAGAAGAAUGCGGCGGUCGCUGCGGCUGCGGCUGCUGCAGCCCAAAGUAAUCAAUUCUUCAAUGCGAUGGCAAUGUCGGGCCAUCCACUGCCCUUCCCACUACCGCCGCCUCCGCCACCACCACCGACGCACGGUCCACCAGGCACCUCGCCUUCGUGCGUACCAACGGCUGCCAGUCUACCACCGGGUUUAACGAGUAAUCAAGUGGCGGCAAUAGCCGCUGCGGCUGCUGCUUCUGGAAAUCCAAUGCCCCACAGUCUGCUCGCGUCACACUUCCCUACCAUGAAUUCUACAUUUAACCUAGGUAAACCCCAAACAGCGCGUACUAAUUCCCCAGAAGGGGACGAGUCCAAACAUGCCUUAAAUCAGGCAGACAGUAAUAAUAUAACUCACUUGCGUGAUGGCGCAAGUGUUUCCCAUUCGCAGCACCAACCUUCACAUCGUCAUCACCAUCAUCGGCCUGUGUCGCCACCCACUUCCUUGGGCACAACCACCGCCAUCUCUAAUUCAUACCAAAGUCAGCAUCACGAAUCUCGUCAAUCGCGUUCAACUCACAUCGAACAUCCGUCUUCGCAUUCCUCGCAGCGACUGACGAGAUUUUCCACUGGUGCAAGUUUACGUCCCGGGCGUAAAUCUCAUUCGCCGGGUAAACGUCAAUGGGGCACUUUGCCGGCUAACCUGGGCACACAAUUUAUAAAUCCGGUAACUGGAAAGAAGCGCGUUCAAUGUAACGUCUGUUUGAAGACCUUCUGUGACAAAGGUGCGCUGAAGAUCCACUUCUCAGCCGUUCACUUGCGAGAAAUGCACAAGUGCACUGUGGAUGGCUGCAGUAUGAUGUUCAGUUCUCGUCGUUCUAGGAAUCGACACAGCGCAAACCCCAAUCCUAAGCUACAUUCUCCACACCUAAGACGCAAGAUAUCGCCUCACGACGGACGCACAGCCCAACCGCAUCCGUUGCUUUUGCAGCCACCGAACGGUUUAAUGGCGGGUCUCAAUCCAUUCGGCAGUUUUCCACUACUCACUCCACCGCCCGACAUGAGGCAUCAUCAAAUGGCUAGCAUGCAUGACAUGAAGCACAACUCAGCUGAGUUUAUGCACCGCUCGUAUAUGGACAGCACAAUGUUGGGACGCUACGAGACUCGUUCACGUCACCGGCAAGACAGUGAGGGUCAUCUGGAGGAUGAUGAAGAUGACAGCAUAUUGGAUGGUGGCAUUCAUAUUGGAGAUGAUGACGACGAUGAAGAUGAUGAUGACGACGGCGAAGGCAUAGUGGUGGUGGGCGAUGAAGGCGACAGUAUUUUAGAGAAAACAAACUCAGAGGAUUACAACACGGAUGGUGGCGGGGACGAAGCUUCCGAUCUAGGUGACAACAGUAAUGAUAUGGAUCUCACCACAUCGACAUCGACACCGACAACGACUGACUACAAGCAUACCAAAGAAUCAACUUCCCAUAAGACGGAGAGAAUGGACACGUCCACGGCCACGGCCACAGGUGUGGAUUUGAGUGUGACUGACCAACAAAGCUGCGAGAGUAAUGACGAUUCACUGAGUGUUACUGAUUCGUACAGCAUGCGUGGUGACUUCGAAAAUUAUGCUUUUGCGGGUGUGGGCAGUGGAGGUAGCAGCAGUACUGCCAACACACCAGGCUCUUCAUCAAAUAAACGUAAACGAAAAAGUCAGAACCCAGUGCGUUGCACUGUGCAGUCUGAUGAAAAUUCCUGUGAUAACUCCACUCAAUACGAUGUAGCUGCCGACUUGUCGCUGAAGAAAUCACUUCCAGAAACCGCACCCGAACUCCCCGAAACGAAAAGUGAUGGUUUCCAAGAUAAUGCAUCUUUAGAUUUAAGCAAACGAACACGAAAGUCUCAGAGUCCAGAAUCAACCGCGCCCAACCAGAACUCGAACGCAACUGAGAGCACAAAAGUGCUUCCAUCACCACCGCUGACGCCCUCGACGUCCAUCAGUGAACCAGCAACUUCAGCGCGCCCCCAACUAAUGGCCGGUAGUCAACUUAAAUCAGAACCAGUCGACGAGGAUUAUGAACAACAGUUAGAUCUUCAAAACGGAUCUGAUAUAAACCAAACUCUGGAGCAAGAACACUCGUUGGAUCUCUCGGCCACGAAUAUGAGAAAGGAGGCGCCACUUUCGAAUACCAAACCAACAGUUGAUAACGACGAGUCAUUGGCCUCUAUAAAACAGGAGCGCAUCGAGGAAGAGCAGCCACUUACAAUAACGGCAAAUACGAAUUCAAACGGAAAUGAAAAUAGUUUGUUGAGUAUAAAGAGCGAGCCGCUAGAAGACGACUGCAAAUUAAACAUAUCAACUACAGAGCAGGAAUGCCAAAUGAAAAAUAUCAACAACAACAAUAACAAUCCUAAGUCAAGUAUAGAACCACAGUCCGGAGAGAAAUUCGAACAGCCCACCCUCCCGAUCGACGCCUUACAACACCAGAUCAAUGAAGAAGCCAACGGGGAUCUCUUGACCGAAGAAGCCGAAGUACCCAUCGACAAAGAUAAUCCACUCAAGUGUACAGCUUGCGGUGAAGUAUUCCAGAAUCACUUCCAUUUGAAAACCCACUACCAAAGCAUACAUUUGAAGCUGCACCACAAAUGCAACAUCGACGGCUGUAACGCGGCCUUCCCCUCGAAACGCAGCCGAGACCGCCACAGUUCGAACUUGAACUUGCAUCGAAAAUUGCUUUCCACAGGCGACAAUCACCAUCACGAAUCUUUAUCCGAUCAUAUCGCUACGAACAAUAACAAAGCCUUUGGCGGCGUAGCCAACUGUGGUGUACCGAACACAAUUCAAGCUGAAUUCUUGGCUCGGCUAUAUGCUGGUUCACACGGCUUACCGCCGUUAAACUUCGAUGCACUCAAGCAUCAUUUGCCGACGGCCAUCCCACAUGCGCCAAACUUCCCGGAUACAUCUUUCAUGCCAGAUCCGCGACUCCUGCUCGGCCAUCCUAACAAUCCAUUGCUCUUCCCCGGCCUAACUGGUCUUCCAGGCUUCCCACACUUGGCACCUCAUCUACUAGCUGCGCCUUUUAACGGCCUCAACCCGUUCUGCAGGCGACCUUCCUCCGAGUCACAUUCACCACACUCCACACCACCACCCGCAAAUGCGCCCCGUUCACCGCAAUGCUCCCCGCAAAGUGGCGGACAACAACCAACCAAAACCAUGUCCGAACGAUCAUACCAAAGUUCGCCGACGGACUGCGAUUUCAAUGCCCCAUCACCGACGUCAGCAGCGGAUAAGGACGCGGGGAAGGCUCAUAUGAAACAAUUAAGCGCAGCCGGGACAGCGCAUCACAUACACCAACCACCGGCGCACCGACAGACGCCCGAUAGGAUCUCAUGACCGUAUGCAACACGCUUUGCGGAGAUGAUGUCAUACCGACAGUGAUCGGCCGUGAUUGGUCCCUAGGCCGGGUUGCCCAGUGGGUCCUGAGUACAACAAAGAGCGGGAGAAGUGCUGGUGCUCAAGACGAAUGAAAUGCACAUGUGACAUGUGAACACAAUAAAUCAGCUCGCAGCUCAUUAAUUUAUGACACAAACAUACAUAUACACAUACAUACUGGUAUAUAUAUAUGAGCAAAUAAAUUUUAAUUUUAAUUUAGCAAAAAGUAAGUGAUGAAUUGUAGUUUUAGAACACGGCAGAGUUGUAUACAUACAUACCCAUACAUACAUAUUACAGUUACAUUAUGUAGUCGGAAACACUUGGGUGAACGCACACACACUACCAAGUGGUGUUAUAUCUAUGGAAAUUAACUGUUUAAUACUUUAGAGCUAAAAAUUUAAAUUCGAUAAUAAUAAAAAAUGAUGAAAACAGCAAAAAAGUAUGAAAAUCGAGUAAAACUUUCUUCUAC